Elgaria multicarinata webbii is the source of this 6555-nucleotide messenger RNA. RefSeq names its product tectonin beta-propeller repeat containing 1 (gene TECPR1). Gene Ontology annotation, molecular function: phosphatidylinositol-3-phosphate binding. Lineage: Eukaryota; Metazoa; Chordata; Lepidosauria; Squamata; Anguidae. Gene Ontology annotation, cellular component: autophagosome membrane; lysosomal membrane. The transcript is spliced from 25 exons. Gene Ontology annotation, biological process: autophagosome maturation. The coding region runs from base 66 to 3644 and encodes 1192 amino acids. The record is from RefSeq and is a predicted model, not a curated record.
GGUGCGCGCUUGGGCUGCCGCUGCGCAGGACGCGGAGAACAAGCGAUCGCGCAGGAGGAUCAGCCAUGACCACAUCCAGUUCUCUCCUGUGGGCAGUCGAUAUCUUUGGCAGAGUCUACACACUUUCUCCCACAGGCCAGCACUGGGAGCUUUGUAAGGACGGGGUGCUAGAGUUCAAGCGGGUUUCUGCCGUCAAACAGUGCUGCUGGGGUCUUGCAUGCGAUCAUCAAGUUUAUGUUUACAUCCACUCCAAUGACGUCCCUAUCCGUUUCCAGGAAGAAACUUAUGAGAAUCAGCGCUGGAAUCCUGUGAUCGGCUUCUGUGAGAAACUCCUGCCCAGCGACCGCUGGCAGUGGAGCGACGUGAGUGGGCUGAGGCAUCAGACCCUUGAAAGCUUCGCGCUGCCGUCGCCCCACUGGGAGUGGGAGUCUGACUGGUAUGUGGAUGAAAAUUUUGGAGGGGACCCCACAGAGAAAGGGGGCUGGUCGUAUGCCAUAGAUUUCCCAGCCACCUACACCAAAGACAAGAGAUGGAAUUCCUGUGUGCGACGAAGAAGGUGGAUUCGGUACAGGAGAUACAAAUCACGUGACACGUGGGCAAAGAUUCCAUCCCGGGAAGACCCUAAGCAACUACCAGAUCCUUUCAACGAUCUCUCGGUCGGAGGAUGGGAGAUUACCGAUGAGCCCGUGGGUCGUUUAUCCAUCUGGGCCGUCUCUUUGCAAGGGAAGGUCUGGUACAGGGAAGAUGUCUGUCACCACAAUCCGGAAGGUUCUUCGUGGACCUUCAUAGCCACCCCUGGUGAAGCGGUGCAGAUCAGCUGCGGGCCGUAUGAUCUCCUCUGGGCGACCCUCUGGGAAGGGCAGGCGAUCGUGAGAGAAGGCAUUGACCGGAACAACCCUCAGGGAAUUUCUUGGACAAUCGUGGAACCUCCAGUCUCAGAGAACGGAAUCUUGCACGUGUCUGUGGGUGUCAACGUGGUAUGGGCACUUACCAAAGACAGGAAAGUCUGGUUCAGAAGAGGCGUGAACUCGCACAAUCCUUGCGGCACCAGCUGGAUCGAAAUGGUCGGCGAGAUGACGAUGGUGAACGUGGGAUUGAACGACCAGGUCUGGGGGAUCAGCUGCGAGGACCGGGAGGUUUAUUUCCGUCAGGGCGUCACGCCGAGCGAGCUGAGCGGGAAAACGUGGAAAGCGAUCGUGUGCAACCGGGACAGCGACCGAUCGCAGACCGGGAGCUCCACGAGUCUUCUCAGUGCCGGCUGCUUCUUCACGGAUGACAUCAAAGAACAAACGAACUCCAUCUUCCGGGCCGAUGGAGACCUUCCACCGGAAGUUGAGGCACCUCUGGCUCUUGCUGAUGGCCGCCUUCCUGGAGCUGCUGGUGAUGACGGUGGCCACCAGGCGGGGGCAGAUGCCGACCAGGUUCUGAAUCCGGUCGCCUCCCCUCUUGACGAAUCCGCCGCUGCACUGCCGAAAGGGUCCAAAGACGUUCCCGGAAACCCCGACUCCAAUCCGGAUUCCCGUCCUGCUGAGUUGCAGUGGACUAAUAUUGACCUGAAAGAGGCAAACAAGAUCCCUGUGACAGCCACCGGCGCCUUGACCGACACGUCCAGCUUGUCCUCCUUCGGCGCGGUGUCGGUCGGCGUCGAGGAUCACUUUGUGACCGACGACCAUCCGCUGUGGGCCUGGGUUUCUGGCGGAGGAUGCCUUGUGGAUUCACACAGCCCGCUGAAGUGGUUCACGGUGCCCUCGGCCUUAUCCUCCUCUGUGCAAUCCCUCUCUCUGUCCAUCACCCCAGCCCAGACCGCCGUCUGGCGGAAACAAAUCUUCCAGCAGCUCUCUGAAAGGACCCGCCGGGAGCUGGAGAACUUCCGACACUACGAACAGGCGGUCGAGCAGUCCGUCUGGGUCAAAACCGGCACCCUGCAGUGGUGGAGAAACUGGAAGCCGUACCGCUGGGUCGAUGUGCGGGUGGCCCUGGAGCAGUUCACAGGGAACGACGGGACGCGAGAUAGCAUUCUCUUCAUCUAUUACAUGCACUACGAAGAGAAGAAGUACAUCCACGUGUUCCUCAAUGAAGUUACCAUCCUGGUCGAGAUCCUGAACGAGGCCAAGCACUCCUUCGCCCUCUACACGCCAGAAAAAACAAAGCAGCGUUGGCCCAUCCGACUAGCAGCCGCUACCGAACAAGAAAUGCAUGACUGGCUGGCUCUGCUGAGCAUGUCAUGCUGCGAAGGCCACCAAAUCCAGGGGGCGCCCUCCCACCAGGCCAUCUGGUCGCUGACUUGCAAAGGAGACAUCUUCGUGAGCGAGCCAGGCCCUGACCUGGAGGCUGCGGCACACCCGAUGCCCUGCGACCAAAUGUUCUGGCGCCAGAUAGGUGGACAUCUCCGACUCAUUGAAUGCAACAGCCGUGGCAUCGUGUGGGGCGUGGGGUAUGACCACUCCGCCUGGGUUUACACCGGUGGAUAUGGAGGAAGCUUCUUCUCAGGACUGGCAAGCAGCAGUGAUAACAUUUACGCGCAGUCAGACGUAAAAUGUGUGUACAUUUAUGAGAAUCAGCGAUGGAAUCCCGUGACUGGAUACAGCAGCAGGGGCUUGCCCACAGAUCGGUAUAUGUGGAGUGACGCGUCUGGCUUACAGGAAUGUACAAAAGCCAAUACCAAACCCCCCUCUCCACACUGGUCUUGGGUGUCUGACUGGUACAUCGAUUUUAGCGUUUCGAGCGGCACCGAUCGGGACGGCUGGCAGUACGCGGCUGACUUUCCGGCGUCUUAUCACGGCCACAAAACAAUGAAGGACUUUGUACGUCGGAGGCGCUGGGCCAGGAAAUGUAAAAUUGUCACUAGCGGGCCGUGGCUGGAAGUCCCUCCGAUCGCCUUGUGGGAUGUUUCCAUAAUUCCUCAAUCGCCCGCUGCCGAGGACGAAUUUGUCGCUCUUUGGGCCAUCAGCGACAAGGGAGAUGUGCUCUGUAGGCUGUGUAUCACUCCGCAGAGCCCUGCUGGAACAUCCUGGCUCCACGUGGGGACGGACCAGCCCUUUAUUUCGGUCUCCAUAGGAGCAUUUCACCAAGUCUGGGCUGUCGCCCGAGAUGGCUCCGUGUUCUAUCGUGGUUCGGUAUCGCCGAAGAAACCAGAAGGUGACUGCUGGUAUCACAUUCCUUCUCCUCCGAAGCAGAAGAUAAAGCAAGUGUCAGUAGGACGAACCUCUGUGUUCGUGGUGGAUAAAAAUGGCAAUCUCUGGUAUCGUCAGGGGAUCACACCGAGCUACCCUCAAGGAUCCAGCUGGGAGCACAUUUCAAACAACGUUCGGAAAGUUUCCGUAGGACCUUUGGACCAGGUCUGGGUGAUAGCUGACAAAGUACAAGGGAGCCACAGCCUGAGUUGCGGAACCGUCUGUCAUCGGACAGGAGUUCAACCGUUGGAACCCAAAGGACUGUCCUGGGACUAUGGCAUUGGGGGAGGAUGGGAACACAUCACAGUUAGAGCAAAUGCGACUGAAAGCAUCAGGAUCGUGUCCAAGGAAACCUCAGCGGCCCCUCCCAUGGAGCACAGCGAAUUAGAAGCCGGAGAGAGCAACCCUCCUCAGAGCACCAUCUUCGUGGACGCCGCUCAGGACUUGGACAGAAAUGCCGUCCAAUGUUAAGAUCCUCCAUUCUCUCGGGAAAGGGUCACAGCAUGCGCUCUCCUUCCGUGGUCCGCCCACUCCACGCCCCCCUGCUCAUGUCAAGACACGCUGGAACCGUACCCACCUCCAAACACUUUCGACAUAUGCAAACGGAAGAGGAAGGGCGUCGCGUCUCGCGCACACCAGGAGGGCAUUCCAUCACAUGCUCCAAUAGCAUGUGGACUCUCUUCAUUUCAAUGGGUCUUUGUGGGGCGGGGGCGGGGGAACCCACAUCAAAGCCCAUUGAAACAAUUUGGGGUCUGCAUAGCCGAACAGGCCUUUGAUAGAACUGGAAUUCUGAAAGAAUUGGGAUUUUGGUAGAACUGGGAUUUUCUAUGUGAAUGUUUGGGGGGAGGUUUUUUUCUUUUUUAAGCUCCUUUAAUUUAUUCUCUUAGUAAUAUUUAUUAGGCACGGAGUUGCCGAAUCACUUCUAAUUGCACUGGAUCUGUCCUCAUCCCCGGAUCCUUAGUUAUGCAGCUGGUAUGUAAACUGAAAUGAAUGUGUAUAGAUCUCUUGGGUAUAUAUAUUUUUUUGAGUGGGUGGGGUGUGUGUUAAUGUUCUUUCCCUUCAAUUCUUCUUAUGGUAAUACUGCUAAUUUCAGCGGUGUGGGGGGGAUAGCACGUCCUGUGGGAACCGCUCUUCCUUGCAGGGGUGUCUUGCCUAAACUGAGCCCAUUAGUGAAUUCUGCAGAAGGCACCUCUUCUUUUUUCCCUCCAGUAAGGACUUUUCUAAAAUAGUAGCAAAACGACGAGGUUCCGCACUGAUGGGCCUAGGAUGAUAGCACUGGUUAGCAACUGGCUGCCCCCGUGUCAAAUCUAGCCCAGGAAAAUCACCAGCAUGUCCGUGCUUCUAGCACCACCAAUGAGCUUCCUAUUCCCCGCCUUCUCCCCUCCGGCUGGUGCUAGGGUGUGAGGAACCAGGCGGAAACCCACCAGGUGGGUGUUUCCUACAGUCCUCUGCCACCCCCGGUGACUAAAGUAGAGCAGGAAGAGAUUUGCUCCCUACCAGUCAUUGCUGAUCGCAAUCCCCGUCUCGUCUGGCCUUUUGACGUCAGCCAGAGGUCAGAACUGGUCUGUAGAAAAAUGUAAGGUGGGUUACCUUUUUUUCUUUUAUUAGAACAAAACACAUUUUUUUCAUGUAUGCUUUCGAAUAAAAGGCAAAAUGGGGAGCAGCUUAUAGCAAAAAUCUGUGUGCUACCUUCACAGCUUAAUGUUAAGCACCAGAACAACCAGGAUGGGUGGGGCGGGGGCGGUUGACCCACCCCACCAAGCCUUCUGAAGGCCCCUGGUGUCAUUUUGUCCCCGGCAGGGAGGGGGAGCAGCCCCAGGGGAUCUCCUUGUUAUUUCACAUCACGGAUUGGAGUUACGAAGGUGGACGUUCGUGGUAGGGCCUGUAGAGGAGGCCAGAACUUUGCAGGCUGGAGGGCCAGAGGUUGGCUUCCCAUGACUUUACAGUCUGCAGAUAAACUCGAGAGGUCUUGUUCUUAGUUUCCCUCUCUUUAGUCCAGCUACUCCCAGAUUGCGCUCGAAAGAAGCGAUAACGGGACCGCUUCGUCGCUGCAGGUGCAAACCCGAAGGUGUUCCCCAGAGCACCACAGACAUGAACCAGUGUGCUGCCAAAGCAUCCGUCACUAGUCAUGCUUCAUAUUAAAGGUUGAUCCUUCACGGAGCUGGGAAGCCUGCGUUACCGGCUUUAAGGGUUCUGUGGGAUUUGACAGGCCAGUCAAAAUCUUGCACCAUCAUUCAUGGUGUAGGUUCCAGCUAAGCAUAACUCCAUCCUCGUCUGGACAAUCAAAUCCAUAAAUGUUUCUGAACCAAUGGUUUGGAUCUAAAUUCCUUCUGGUAGAAGCCUUCCUGGACCACACCACUGCCAAGCCCAGAACGGGGGAUAUGCAUGUAUGUAUGAAACAGUGUGUUAGGAAAUUGCCCGUUGGAGAGAAAAGGAGGCAGAAACCCUUCUCUUGGAUAAGUUCGCUUUGUGUGAGAGGGAGUUUUUGUUGUAGAGGAAUGUUUUAAACAAGCCUGUGAUUGCCUCCUCCCGGCACGUAGGUCAUAGCAUGCACUGUUCAGCCAUGGGUCUGUCGUGCAAUAUUUUUUUAAUGUAUAAUCCGCUUGCACCUCAGUCCCGUGAAUGUUUGCUAAGCAACCCCCACUGAAUUCACUGGGAUUUUUAAUCCAAAGUGUGUCCACCUAGGAGUCCAUCCCGGUUGCAUCUCAAAUUCUAAAAACCCCAAAAGUUAAGCUCUUGCUAGGACAUUGCAGGCAGUUUGACUAACUUGCAUUUCUGGUUUUUCUUUCCCCCCUCUCAUACUGCUAUAUAUAUUUCCUUUCAUCGGUCGUCUACUACGAAAACAUUAAAAGGACUGCUUUUUCCCAUCACUGGAACCCCUAUCACAGGAAAAGUAGUAUACGUCGGAUUACACAGCUAUUGAAGCAACUUUUAAGAAAGAAACUCUGCUGGAAAUCUGAGCCUAAUGGGGUGGAUAUGGGGCAUUUCAGUUGCCAUUUAUACUGUCUAAUUAUCUUACGUAGACCAGAACGGUGGAUUUAAAGCCGCCUUACAGGGUGCAGGUCAGGAAUCUUUCAGAAGGACCCUUGGUUUGACACAGCACUGCUUUGCGGAAGGGCUGCUCCUGCCCUGCUAAAACCCUGCGAUAUUUUCAUUGAAAGUAUCAAAGAAAGGUUCCUUUUUGCAAAGGGCGACUUUUACAUUCUGUUUCUUUCCCUCCUCACCCUGCGUGAUUGUAGGUGGCCUUUUUACUAUAAACGAAAUAACAGCACGGUUUUAGAGCCAGUCUAUAUUUGGAGUCAAUGUUUGCAUGUCCUUCCAUUUUAGAGCCAAUGUCUGUAAAUGUAUUUGAUGCCAAGUAAAAACGAGUUUCACAAUCAAA